Messenger RNA from Schistocerca cancellata (South American locust), 2898 nucleotides. RefSeq names its product esterase B1-like. NCBI's taxonomy places the organism in Eukaryota, Metazoa, Arthropoda, Insecta, Orthoptera, Acrididae. The coding region runs from base 1 to 2733 and encodes 910 amino acids. The record is from RefSeq and is a predicted model, not a curated record. The transcript has 11 exons.
AUGCCGGACAUUUCCGACGCUGUCAAUGUGUCCGAGCAUUCGGACUGCGACUCGCACUGCGGCGACAUGGACGACAGCGACAUCGCGGAGGGCCUGGAGGAGCACCUCAUCGCUCUCCGUGACGCUGCCGAGGAGGGGGAGUUCCCGUUUGACCCCGCUUUGGGAGCUCGGCGGUUUCUCUACCCCCACGCCGCUGCCGCCGACGCUGCCGACGACGUCAUGCAGGUCGAGCAGGAGUCUCGCAAGAGGAAGCCUGCUGAGGCCUCCUCCGACUCUGAAGCCACCCCCACCGCCGCUGCCCGGGGAAAGAAGCAGAAGGCAGCAUAUGACGCGGAGGGUUUCACCAUCCCCCGCAAGACGGCGCCUCGCCGCCACCUCACCGUGCCGCCGACAGUCCCGGUGCACAACCAGUUCGCGCCGAUUUCUGACGGCACGGCAGACACUUCCCCCCCUCCCUCCCAGCCCUGCCACCCCAAACCUCCACCGUCCCCUCCCAUUCUGGUGGAAUAUCCAAAACCUUGCAUAACUCUCCGCCAACUCCUGGACCACAUCACUGCCUCUGACUACCGUGUGAAGCAGACAGGUGAAGACCUCUACCGCCUCUACCUCCAAUCCCCCGACGACCUCAAGAAGGUCAUUCAUACUCUUGGCGAAGGGAACAUCGGCUGCUCCAUCUCCCCACAGCGGUCGAGACGGCUCCGGGUUGUAGUCCGCGGCCUCCCUUUUAAGUAUGAGGCCGACGACCUCCGGGAGGCGCUGCUUGCCCUCAACAUCACCCCUGCUGUCAUCUCCCGUGUCGUCUCUCCCCGCACCAAACUCCCCACCCCCCUUUAUUUUGUCUCUGCCGACGACACACCAGAAAAUAGAGUCCUCCUGACUCUCCCUGCCAUCGACCGCUGUUCGGUCACCAUCGAGAAGCCCCGUUCUCGGCGCCUCAUUCUCAUUUGCUACCGGUGCCAGGGCCUGGCGCACUAUGCGAGUGAUUGCACUCGUGCAGUGCGGUGUGUCAAGUGCGCCGGUGGACACGAAUCCACCUCCUGCUCUAAACCUCGGGAAGUCCCCCCCACCUGUGCUCGCUGUGGUGGCGCCCACACAGUGUUGCUCGCCAUGGCACGAGUGGGCGGCGCGGUGACCAUCAGCAUACCUCAGGGUGCGCUCCGAGGCCGCAGGCUCAAGACGCCCUCCGGCAGAACUUACUGCAGUUUCCAGGGCAUCCCUUAUGCCAAGCCACCCGUAGGACCGCUCAGGUUCAAGUCGCCGGAACCACCAGAACAAUGGAGCGGCAUACGAAACGCGACAAAGGAAGGCAAUGUAGCUCCGCAAAUAGACUUCCUUAUGACAGCCAAGACGGAAUAUGAGGGAGACGAAGAUUGUCUGUAUCUAAACGUCUACACUGCUAAGCUUCCAACAAGAGAAAAUGAAGAUCUCAUCCCCGUUAUGGUGUGGAUACAUGGCGGAGGAUUUUUGGUAGGUUCUGGGAAUGCGGAAAUUUAUGGGCCAGAUCAUCUCAUGGAACAUGAUGUUUUGUUAGUGACCUUCAACUAUCGUCUUGGAGCGCUCGGGUUUCUGUCUACGGAGGACGAGUUGGUGCCCGGAAACGCAGGUCUCAAAGAUAUGGUGAUGGCUUUGAAGUGGGUGAAGAGCAACAUCGCCAGAUUUGGCGGUGACCCGGGCAACGUCACCAUAUUUGGUGAGAGCGCGGGUGCCGUAGCCUGUCAUAUACUCUCUAUGUCUUCUGCAGCCAAAGGUUUGUUCCAUCGCAUCAUUUGCCAAAGCGGGGCCCUAACGGAAGGUGUUAUGAACACUAACUGCAGAGAGAGAGCAUUCCGACUGGCCAGGUUCCUGGGUUUCACCGGGAACACCACGGAGGAACUGGUCGCCUUCAUGAGGGAGCAGCCGGCAAGAAAACUCGUCGAACAUGCGUCCGAGGCAGCUACUAAGGAGGAGAGGACGGAAUUCGCGCCUUUCGGAGCAUCGAUUGAGCCUCCUGGUGUACCAGACAGUGUGCUGACCCAAGAUCCUUUCGAAGUACUAAGGAGUGGAAAAUUUAAGCCUGUGCCAUUGCUCCUAGGUAUCACCUCUCGUGAAGGACUCAUUUUUAUGCAAGCACUCUCCAGAGACAAAGCAGCAUGGCGAGAACUCAACCUGAGUUUUCAGAAAGCCCUACCUACCAGCAUUCCCAUCAAGAAGGAGGAGCGUGUCACUGUUGCUCGAGAUAUCAAGCGGUUUUAUUUUGAUAACCAGCCGAUAGAGGAAUCUACAGUUGAUUUGUACGCUGACCUCCGUGCAGAUCUGCUGAUCACAUAUCCCUCGGUGACAGCUGCCAGGAUUCUCUCUUCCAUGUCUGCAGCUCAGCCCGUCUACUUGUAUCACUUCGACGUCGUCUCGAAACUUAACGUUUUCAAGAAACAAUAUGGUGGAGAACAGUUUUCUGGUGCCAGCCACUGUGAUGAUAUACCCUACUUGUUCUGUGGAGAAAAAACGAAGGACAUCCCGAAGGGACCAGAAACCGUAGAAGGCAAAGCGAUAGCGCGUAUGACGCGGCUUUGGACAAAUUUCGCCAAGACUGGGAAUCCGACGCCUGAUCCAGGUGACACUCUGUUGUCGGUGACGUGGUUACCUUUCAAGAAGAACGAGGGCCAUUACCUAGACAUCACCAACGAUGGAUUAAUUUCUAAGAAGGAUUUGAUGAAGGAUCGCAUUGACUUCUGGGACAAGAUCCUCAGAAAGUAAAGGAACUACAGAGCGUCCAACAAACUAUGAACACACUGAAUACAUAUAGAUAUUUCCUGACAUUAAUAUAUUGCCAUACAUCGUUUAUUACCGUCAUUCACGCUUGUCUUCCGGUAAAACAAUAAAGUGAAAACUUAAGUCUCGAAACUGGUGAUGAUACUUCAU